This is a messenger RNA of Pygocentrus nattereri (red-bellied piranha), 4113 nucleotides long. Its product is annotated as immunoglobulin-like and fibronectin type III domain-containing protein 1. Gene Ontology annotation, molecular function: protein binding. The record is from RefSeq and is a predicted model, not a curated record. The transcript has 22 exons. The coding region runs from base 1 to 4113 and encodes 1370 amino acids. NCBI's taxonomy places the organism in Eukaryota, Metazoa, Chordata, Actinopteri, Characiformes, Serrasalmidae.
AUGAAGUUUCAAAAGUCAAAGGAUGAGGAGCCUACGGCUGCUGGACAAGUGGCCAUCAGAAAGAAAUCCAAAGUUCCUGGUGUAAUGAUCACUCAGUUUGUGGAAGAACUUCCUGCUGGAAAGAGCCACCCAGACUUCACACGAAAACCCAUUGCCUUGACCAUUCAGGAAGGGAAGUUAGCUUUCUUUAAAGCCAUCAUCACUGGAGAUCCAAUACCAACUGUAAAAUGGACUCGAAACAAUGGUGAAAUUUCUCUUACAAAUUACCGCGUUACAUGUGAUCCAAGCAGCAGAGAACAUCAGUUACAGAUACCCAAUGUAGCUGUAGAACAGGCAGACACCUACAAGUGUAUUGCUGAAAACGAGUAUGGACGUGCUGUUGUCACUGCCACACUGAAUGUGAUUGAGAUUGGGUUCAAGAAGAGCAAGGCAUUGCAAGAAGCUAGGUUUCAAAAGGUGCAGUCAGACUUCCUUUGUCUUUGUUGCCACAGAACUGAUCGUCCAAGAGCGGAGAGAAAAGAUGGAGACGUUGAUGAAAGGUUCUGGGAACUGUUGCUGAGUGCUGAUAAGAAAGACUAUGAGCACAUUUGCGCUGAAUAUGGAGUGACUGAUUUUCGCUGGAUGCUGAAGAAACUGAAUGAGAAGAAAAGGGAAAUAGAAGAGCAGCAAGCACAGUAUGUUGAAUAUCUGGGCAACCUAAGACACAUUGAGAUAAAAAAUAAUGGAUGUGCACAAUUUGAAUUUGAGAUGGACCUCAAGGACCCCAAUGCCAAAAUCUACCUCUAUAAAGAUGGCGAGAUGGUUCCAUUCAGCAUCGAUUGCGAUGAGAAGCACAGUUUGCGUCAAAUAGGCAGAAAGUUCAUGUUUACUGUAAAUGGCCUGUCUCCAGAUGAUGCUGGACUCUACCAAGUAGAUGUGGAAGGAGUCAACGUCUUCUCUACUGACUUUAAAAUUCCAAUGGUGGACUUCUUGGUGAAGAUUGAAGAAGUAAAGGCAGUUGAAAGAGAAGACGCAGUCUUUGAGUGUGUUCUUUCUGCUCCACUCCCAAAGAUCUCUUGGAUGGGAAAGAGUGUUCCUUUGGAGCAAGGCGAAAAAUAUGACAUUACAGUUUCUGAGGACAUGUUGAUCCACAGACUAGUGGUGAAGGACUGCAUGAAGGUGGAUAAUGGCAUAUACGCUGCCGUGGUUGGUAUCAAGUCCUGCAAUGCCUGGCUGAUAGUAGAAGCUGACAAUGACCCAAAGAACCACGGAAAGAAAGCAGCACGCAAAACAACCCAGGCAGGAGGGAGUGGCGCCAACGUGGUGAAGAUUGCUGCUGAGCAACAAGCCAAGCUGCAGAAGGCAAAAGAGGAGAAGAUGGAGGCGCUCAAACAGCAACAAGCUGAAAAGCCUGAAGAAGCCCCAGCCACUAAGGUCGAGCCUCAAGCUGAGCUCGAACCUCUAGCUGAGCCCAAACGUCUAGCUGAGUCCGAAACUCUAGCUGAGCCCAAGCCUCUAACACAGCCCAAGCCUAAACUCAAAGCCAAACCUAAACCUAAAUGCAAGCCUGUAGCUGAAGGUGUGGUAGAAGAGGCAGAGCCAGAGACAGAACCAGAGGUGGAGGAAAUAGCUCCAGAACCAGAAAAUAAUGAUGGAUCUGAACAAACUGGUCUAGAGCCACCCAGUGAGGAAGGUGGCGAGAGGAAGAAGAGAGUGAGGACAGGGCCCUUGGUCCCUGACUCUAUAAUCGACCCAGGAGUUCACUUCACUGGUGGGUUACAAGAUGUCAGAGCCAUUAUGGGUCAGUCAGCUGAGAUGGUGUGCAAGCUAAGUAGCGCGGACUGUGAUGGAGUGUGGUAUAAGGAUGGAAAAGAGAUAACAUCCACAGAUGAUCUGAAGAUUACCAAAGAUGGGGCUAUUCACAAACUGAUGAUAUGUAACUGUAAAGAAGAGGACAAUGGAAAGUAUCGCUUUGAGGCCGAUGGACGUAAAUCAGAAGCCAUACUUAUUGUAGAAGACCCACCAAGGAUGGAUCCAGAUGAUUUAGCUAAAUUUUCAGAGCCUGUGAUUAUCAAGGUUGGCCAAAAUGCUUCCUUCAAACUGAGCUUUGUGGGUCAAGAGCCAAUAAAGGUCCAGUGGUACAGUGAGGGUGAGGAGCUGCUGAAUGACACCAACAUCAAGAUUGAGAAGUCCUCCAGUGACAGCAGCUUACGCCUAACCAAGUGUCAGCGCAAAAACACGGGAGAGAUCAAGCUCAAGCUAAAGAAUGAAUUUGGGACUAUUGAGGCUUUCUCCAAGCUCAUCGUCUUAGACAAGCCUACCAACCCGCUGGGCCCUGUGGAGGUGAUUGAGGCAUCAUCAUCCUGUGUGGAAUUCAAGUGGAGGCCUCCAAAAGAUGAUGGAGGCUCUCCAGUGAGUCACUACAAUCUUGAACGCCAGCAGCUUGGGAGAAACACCUGGAAGAAGAUUGGGAAUAUCCCUGCGGAAGCCCACUAUAAGGACACGGAUGUAGACCAUGGAAGGAAGUACUGCUACCGCAUAAGGGCCAUAAGUGCAGAAGGCACAAGCGAUGUGUAUGAGACAGAUGACAUACAGGCUGGCACUAAAGCUUAUCCAGGUCCACCGUCCACACCCAGAGUUGUCAGUGCCUUCAAGGACUGCAUAAAUCUAACAUGGACACCGCCUGCCAACACUGGAGGAACAAACAUUGUGGGCUACAACGUGGAGAAACGCAAGAAGGGCAGCAGCCUGUGGAGUCAAGCAAACCCUCCAGAGGAGCCAAUCAAAGCCAAACAGUAUGGAGUGAAAGAUGUUGUUGAAGGAAUAGAGUAUGAAUUCCGCGUCUCAGCCAUCAACCAUUCUGGUGCUGGAGAACCAAGCUCACCAUCUGAAUUUGUGAUAGCCAGAGAUCCUAAGAAGCCACCUGGUAAAGUAAGUGACCUAAAGGUGUCAGACUCCACAUAUUCUUCAUUGUCACUGAGUUGGACAAAACCAAAGGAAGAAGAAGGUGUACAGGAUGAAGCUAAAGGAUAUUUUGUGGAACUAAGGCCAGCAGAAAACAUAGAAUGGACUCGGUGCAACUCCAAUCCAAUUAUAACAACUUCCUACACAAUUCUUGGUCUUAAGUCUAUGGCCAUGUACUGGGUAAGAGUGGUCGCAACCAAUGAAGGUGGAGAAGGUGAACCCAAGAAUCUAGAUAACUAUAUUAUCGCCAUGCCUCCACCAGUGAGGCCAAAUUUCACCGAUCGGAAAAUGAAGAGCUUUAUGGUGGUGAGAUCUGGAAACUCUGCUCGAGUCACCAUCAAUUUUGAGGCAUCUCCAGUGCCAACAAUCAUUUGGCUCAAAGAUGGAAUGCCUGUACCUAAACGUGUGACUAUGAGCAACACUGAUGGAACAUCUCAGCUCCUCAUCCCAUCCGCAGAGCGUUCGGACACUGGAAUCUACACCAUCAUAGUGAAGAACAUGGUGGGACAAGAGACCUUCAGCACUGAGAUCAGGGUCACAGAUGAUCCUAAACCUCCUGGUGCAGUGGAAUUGGAGCAAAAUGUCCCUGGCACACUUACUGUAUCCUGGAUGCCAUCGCCUGAUGAGAAAAGAGAUGACCGCUUGCACUAUAUGGUGGCAAAAUGUGACUCGGUCAAACAAACUUGGCACACUGUUGCUCAUUGUGUGUUUAACAACAACUUCACAGCUGUCAACAUCAUGCCAGGAAGGGAGUAUAACUUCCGUGUGUAUGCCAAGAAUGAUAUGGGGCUCUCUGAACCUUCUGAGUCCCCAACAUGGGGGGUUGUAAGGAAGAAAGAAAAGUUCACUGUCAACAUGCCUGAGCCCAAGACCUGCAACUUUGAUUCUGCUCCUACUUUCACGGUCCCGCUGAAAACACACACCAGCCCAGAGAAAUAUGAGUGCUACAUGAGCUGUGCUGUAAAAGGCAACCCCAUCCCCCACGUCACCUGGUACCGCAACAACAUCAGCCUCAACACGAACAUCAACUACUACAUCACCAACACAUGUGGCGUCUGUUCCUUACUAAUCCUGAGUGUGGGGCCAAAGGACAAUGGAGAAUACAAAGUUGUUGCAGAGAACUCUUUAGGCCGUACUGAGUGCUCCACCCAGCUCGCAAUCAGAGAAUGA